Macrosteles quadrilineatus (aster leafhopper) is the source of this 6591-nucleotide messenger RNA. Its product is annotated as neurogenic protein mastermind-like. Gene Ontology annotation, molecular function: transcription coactivator activity. Gene Ontology annotation, cellular component: nucleoplasm; nuclear speck. The record is from RefSeq and is a predicted model, not a curated record. Bases 682 to 3240 code for a protein of 852 amino acids. NCBI's taxonomy places the organism in Eukaryota, Metazoa, Arthropoda, Insecta, Hemiptera, Cicadellidae. Gene Ontology annotation, biological process: Notch signaling pathway; positive regulation of transcription of Notch receptor target. The transcript has 7 exons.
UCACGAAAAACAAUGGCUGAAAGUGCGGAUUGUGCGGUAUUCUUUUCAUUGCAAUGUCGUUCAUGUUUGUAAAUUAGAUAUUUCUCUUGUGAAUCCGUCUCGGUUGAAAGUGAAAUCGUAUUUUAUAUCCGUACUUUAUGACUUUUUCAGUUGUUUGUGUCUAAUAUAGAACCACUACUGCUAUUUGUACUAACCCAGUGAUUUGUUGAUCAACAACCUGUUGUCAAAUGGAAACAUUGUUGUGAUACAUUUUGUAUUUAAUUUAUUGCUAGUUGUGUUCAAAUUGCAAGAGUGUUCUUGUUGGAAAUAUAUCUUAUUUUGAUCUAUAUCUCUAACAAAACCCAAGAGAAUAUCGCAAUUCAUGUGGUUUGAUAAGUACAAGAUGACUUUCUUCAGGAAAGCUAAACCCAAGUAGCACCUAACCUAUGAACAUUUUUUUUUAUGAAUAUGCCUUAAGAAAAUAACGUUUAGUAUAUUAGUAAAGCAGAAUAGCCUAUAUAUCUUACAACUACAAUGUAGUUCUAAUGAUUACGUAAUCAAUUCGUUUAGUACAAAAGUGACAUUCACAAUUAGAAGCUGGCGUCCUAUCCAAUUUCGGAGUGUGUGCCUGAGGCAGUGGGGGGGCAAGGAGUCAACCAAGGGGGCGGCUGUGGCUUGAUACAAAGAAGUGCCGCCCCCGGCAUGGCUGAAGUCAUUACUCCUAAGAGACAGGCGGUUGUUGACCGCCUUCGUCGCAGAAUUGAGAACUACAGAAAACAUCAAAGUGAUUGUGUUCCGAGAUUUAAUCAAGCUUUCAAUGGAAUUGUGGAACAAAAUGUUCAAGAUACAAUGGCCCUUAAGCAGAGGUAUCUGGAAAAUAAGUCGAAGAGAGCGGCUAAGAAGACUGAAAAAAAGAUUCCUGACAACCCCUUGCAGGGGCUUCACGCAGUUACCCAGUUCGUGCCCAAGAGAUCAGCAGGAGAUGACCACGACGGGUACGGCCACGGGGACGGUCCUCCGCCACCCAAGCAGCAGUCCAAGCCUAGUUCUGCUGAGCCGCUCACCAAGUUCUCCGUGGAGAUCGUCCAGCAACUGGAAUUUACCACCAGUGCGGGAAAUAACUCUCAGAUCUCCACCAACGUGACGGUGAAGGCCCUCAACACGUCGGUCAAGAGCGACUUGUCCACGACCACGGUCAGUCCGCAGCCGUCCACGCCUACCACGGUGGAGUGCAAACGUGAGCAAGAGGACAACCCGGAGUUUGUAGACCUUGAACAGUGCGCCGCGGCGCUAGAAAAAGACGCCGCGGCAAACGGUGGCAAUUCCUUCCCGGGCUUCUCCGAUCUGAUAGGCGACGAGACGUCGGACGCAAUCAUCACCUCUGACGCGUUCAAGGAUCUCAUCUCGGAAAUAUCCGACUUUCAUCCAGCGUUUUUGAAAGAUCUCGAUUUUGUCGGUGGUGAUAUAAAACACAACAUCCAUUCCGGAGACAACCAAAGUCACAACAACCACCAUCACCAUCAUCAACAGCAGCAGCAGCAGCAACAACAACAACAACAACAGCAGCAGCAGCAGCAGGUUCAUCAACAACACCAGCAACAACAGUUGCAGCACGUGUUCAAGACUGAGGAAGACUCCAAGAGCAACAUUCUCGGGUCCCACCAGCAACAGCGGCAAGGUAUGCAACAACAGAGGAUGUAUUCCUCGGGAAUGGACUUUGGCAAAGCUGAGCUGAGCCCGGCAGCGCAGACGCUCAAGCAGAUGGCAGAACAGCAUCAGCACAAGACGCAGCUAGGCAUUAACUUUAACCCCGCGAACAAGCCGUACAGCGAGUAUCAGUACGGCAACAACGAUUACCUUGGGAGUCCUCAGAACAAUAACGUCAACUCCCAGCAAUACAAACCGAUGGUUAGUCAAAGUCCCAAGUCGAACUAUGUGUCCAGUGAUAACAUUAAGCAAGAAGUGUUCAGUGCGCAGAACUCUCCUGGAGUGUAUUCUCCGGGCAGUGGUAAAGGCAACCAGACGCCGACGGGGCAGCCGAGACUCAACACGGGGUUCAAACAGCAGUACUCGCCCUACGGCAGUCCAGGGGCCGGUGCUCACGGCAGCCCUCAGUACACACCUAGAGCUCCUAGUCAGGGACCACCACCUCAGGCACCUCCGCCUAGACCUCCUAGCUGUCCUAGCUCUACCACACUGCAGAUCAACCAGGCGCAGCAACUGCACAUCUCACAAGCACAAGGACAACCCAUCCAGGUAUCAAUGGCCCAGAGCCAGAACUUGUGUGCAGACAUGAAGGGAACAGCAGUGUCUAUAGCGGCACAGCAGGGACUGUACACCUCCUCUGAAUCAAUGGGAUACUGCUCCGUGUCACAGAGUCAAAGUAUCAGUCUGACACAGCGGCACAGGGCGGCCCAGGAGAAAAUGAUGCAUCCGCAGGAGAAGAUGAUGCAUCCACAGGAGAAAAUGAUGACCCCGCAGGAGAAGAUGAUGCAUCAACAAGAGAAGAUGAUGCAACAGGAGAAGAUGAUGCAUCAAGAAAAAAUGAUGCACCAGCAGGAGAAAAUGAUGCAUCCUCAAAUGAUCCGCCUUCCACAGCAGCAGGUCAGGCCACCACCACCUGAAUACAAGGUGUCUCAACAUCACCCUGCCAUGGUGCAGCACCAGAACUAUCUGCCUCAGCAACGAGUCUCUCAGCAACCCUUGCCUCCUUCAGUAGGUCCCAUGAUGAGGCCAGGAGCAGGCGGAGGUGUAGUCAGUGGUGGCGGCUACAUGGUGAGCAGUGGAGGGCCCCGCAUGCAGUACAGCAGGCCCCAGAGGCCCAUACACAGCGGGGGCCCUGAGUGGAGACAUAUGCUUCAACAGCACCAGCCGCAAAGACCUACCUUCCACCAAGGACAGGGAGUGAUGUUCAGCAGUGGAGAUAUGCAGAUGGGAGCAGGACAGAUGCAGCAAGUCUCACACCUAACUGCAGCUCAGCAUCAGAGUCUGGCCAUGCAGCACUCCUCUCCGCAGAUGUCCGUCAACCUACAGAUGCAGCAGAGCAUGGCGGGGCUGAGGCAGCAUCAUCACCCCCACCCCCCCACCUCUCAGAUGAGCUUCCCCACCCCCGCCACAUCACAGUACAACAACCCGUACUCCUCCCUACCACUACAGCUACCCUCCACCAAUGACUUCAACUUGGACUUCCUAGACCACGACCAAGACCUGCUCAGCUCACUGGAGUCAGGAGCUCCGUUCAACAUCCACGACAUCUUGUAAACAGUAUUGACGUUAGCAUUCCAAUAUGAGGUUUGAUCAAUAGUGAUUGAAGCUAGGAAAAAGACUUAACUACAUUCCAAAAGCGUAAAAAUAUAUCAAAGGUUAAAGAUUACAAUGAAAACAACUAUUACAAUUACAACAUUUUUUUAAGUAUUUUUUUUUUACUAAAGUAAAGAAAAAAACAUAAAGACAAAAGUCAUACAAUUAAAAAAAAAAUUGAAUCACUUCCAAGAUUUAUCGUUACAAAAAUAGUUAUAUAACAACUGGUGCUAGGUUAAACAUACAAUUGGUUGUAACUCAUUUGACUGUAGUGUGUCAAAGAGAAGAAUAAGCUCAAAAUGUUGCUGUUAGAUAAGAGUUUUGUCUUUGUGUCAUCUAAACUGCCACAUUAGAACAUCUCUUCUCAGUUAGAGUCUUUUAAAAGCCUGCUGAUCUCAUCACUGUAGAAUAUCACAAAUAUUAGCAACUCUACUUAUCACCACACAAAUAUUAGUAUCAUAUAUAUAUACAUAUAUUUCCUUUUGAAAGAGAAAAAUAUUUAAAAUACGAUUUUUACUAUUUUUAGUUUUAUGUACAGCAAUGACAAUUUUCAACUUUCAUGUAUGAAAUUUGGAUUCAAUAAUCUAUAAUACUGUAGCAAACAGUGAUUACAAUCUAAAUGUAGUUUGACACGUUUCAAUAGAUUAUAUUUUCUGUGACCAAAUAGAUAGUAGUAGGACUGUAGAUAUGAGAACUACGUUUUUGUUUGGGUUUUGUACAACCGACUUUGCCAUCAAAGCUUUACCAACGUGUGUAUAAUGUAUUAUUACUGUUGUAUUUAUAUUAUAGCGUAUUGUAGAUUAUGUUUAUUUGAUGUUUUGAACAAAUUUUAUAUAUAGUUUUUUGUGGUGAAUGGAUGAGUGAAUGUCAGAGUGGUAGUUUUUUGGUUACAUUUUCUGACAAGAGGUCUUUCAUUAAUAAUGAAUUUAUCUCAAUACAAACAAUAAAAUUAUUAGCUUAAAAACGAAACACUUAGCCCAUGUAUAUAUGUGUAUUACCACAACCCCAUUAAUUUGAAAAGGUUUUGGUCUAUUUAUAAAGAUGAUAUUUACAUAUUAAUGCUUAUUUGAUAGGUGUAUUGUUUUUUUAACAUUGAGCAAUACUAAGACAACUCACAAGGUUUAUUGGAUAUUUUAUAGUUAAAAAUGAAUACCCUAAAAAUUAGGACGUCUGAGAGAUGGUUAUUUUUAGAACAAACGAAAAUUUUAUUACAAAUUGUAAUGUUACUCAUCUACGGAUAUGAGAUUUUGAUCAUGGAUUUGAAUUCAGGAUGAGUGUAGAACGGAAUGAGAUGAUCUGUGUGGCUUUCUUUGUUAGUGAUUAAGAUUAACUGGUUCCCAUAAUUAAAAGUGACUCGCUACCUAGAUAACAUGAAGCCCCCCUAACCACAAGUCAGCUACCCUGCUUACUAGAUGUCAUCUAGGUCUAUAGUAUGUGUGAUGGAACCUAUCUCUUGUUCUCCAUCUCUGGGCCUUAUACCAUUGACCUGUAGACGGAGGGUCAGGAGACAAGUCCCAACAAACAUACCAUAGCUUCGAACCAUCGUAAAGCUGCUCUAACUCACUCAGGCUUGAACCAGUGACCCUCUGAUCACAAGGCGAGCAUUAUAACCACUCAGCUACCCAGCAAUCCAAAGAUAAUCAACUUUUUUAAUAACCGAAACUGUCGUAACUCAAAUAAAACAAACCUUGUGAGUUAUGUUUUUCUUUGGUUGGACCUUUAGUUGCAAUGGUGCAAAGUGAAUAAAAAUACCUUAUGUCAAAAUAAAACUAAAACUCACAUUCUUAGAGGGAAAAAGAUAUUGCAAUUAUGCAUUUUUAAGAAGCUAGUUAUUUAUUUUCUUUAAAAAGUGAAUCAAUCUAUUUUACAGAAUUUCUUCUGUUAGUGCUCUGAGCUCCCAUGACAUAGUGUGUGUGUGUGUGUGUGUUUGUAACUUGACUGAACAAGUCAAUUGAUCUCUGAGAGAGUGAGUGGGUCAGGAAGCAGGACUGUCCAAUAGUUGUAGUCGAGUCAAUUAAUAUGUGUCACUUGUCAGUUGAUUGCCGCUGUCAACAGGUAUAGAACGUGUCAAUUGGUAGCGGAAUGCGCAUACGCACAACUCCCCCAACUACAGUAAUCUCUACAUUUGAUUGACGUUGGAUUAAUAUAACAAAACUAGCGUCCAGUCUUGUUGGGAGUGUUUCCCACUUCUCUAUCCCUACACGCCAUCCUAAUUGACAUGUUCUUGUAGCUGGCAGAGGCCGUAUUGUAGUUGUAUCCAAAUGCGUUCCAACCCUGUAAAAUCACUGCCAUCCACGAAUCACAGUCCUGUUUCAUAACUGACUGUACUAUUGCCAGAAAUAAUAAUUUAAGAAGAUAUUUUUACAAAGAUUUUAACCAAUAUUUGUUAUUAUAUUUGCAGUUUAGUUUUGUAUUUACGAUUAAUUUUGUUUAUAUCGAAGAAUAAUGUUAUUAAAUAGUUGUUAUAAUAGUAUGUUAUAGAUUAGUUAGAUUCCAAGAGAAUGUUGCUUUUUACAGUUUGGUACUUAAAUAGGGGUGACAAAGCGCUCCAUUCUCCAUCAGACCUGCUGUAAUCUAAUCAACUUAAUGAAAAUCUCAGUUGUACGAGCUAAAAAAUAUAUUAUUUUUCAUUUAAGUUUAAUGGUUUGGUUUUCCCUAUAUUAAUUGAUUUUUUUAUCUAAUUAGCUUUCCUUUUUCUACCUUACCUGAAAUAAGCUACUACAGUUGACCUACAUAUUUCUAUGUUAUGAGUUUAUUUUAUUAGAUCACACUAUAAACGUUAGUGAAUUAUUUUGUUGUUCUAAAACUUCUUUGAAAUUAACUGAAUAUUAGUUUUUAGUUUUGACUUGACUGUUGAGUUAUUAAAAUUUGUACUCUUAAAUAAAAAAAUUUUUUUAGAUUUUUUAAGGAUCAUAUUUGGUAGGAAACUGUAACUCAACACCAAUAUUGUUCAUAUUUUAGAUAGUUGGGACGAGAAUGAUGCUGAGUACAUGACUAGAGAAUAUAACUGUUUGAGCAAAGAUUGUCAGUCAAUCACAGAUACUGUAUUUUAUAUCCUCAUAAUUAAAAGUUUAAAAAAAUUGAGCUAUAUUUGUCUGUUCUACUGAAGAGUGAGCGAGUCAGAUUCUAAGAUGAUCUGGCACCUUUCUAAAGGUCUGAAAGUUUUUUAAAUAACAUUUUUCUGCAAGAUAAUUGAUUGCAUAAAAUUUCAAAUACUAGCAGGUUUGUUGGCAGAGUACAUUGUGUUAUUAUUUAUAAGGAGUUUAAUUUCUUUGAUGAUUUCCAAACACAAAUAAACUUUGUACAAAGUAA